This is a messenger RNA of Epinephelus fuscoguttatus (brown-marbled grouper), 1021 nucleotides long. RefSeq lists its product as uncharacterized. NCBI's taxonomy places the organism in Eukaryota, Metazoa, Chordata, Actinopteri, Perciformes, Serranidae. The transcript is spliced from 7 exons. The record is from RefSeq and is a predicted model, not a curated record. Bases 142 to 876 code for a protein of 244 amino acids. Gene Ontology annotation, molecular function: nucleic acid binding.
CCCUGUGAUAGUCUGGUGACCUGUCCAGGAUGUACCCUGCCUCUCGCCCAAGGUCAGCUGGGAUAGGCUCCAGCCCCCCUGCAACCCUCAAGAGGAUGAAGCGGUUAGAAGGCGGAUGGAUGGUUUUUUUUUUUGAAAUGGAUGGACACCACCAGCUAUUUAAACCCAGAAACUGCUGAACAUCAACGACAGGAGCAGCCUGAGAAGAGUUUUUGUGACACAAGUGAUCUUAAGACGAUUAAAAUCUUUCCAAGUCCUGGCACAGAAUUCAAUCCUACUGCAGAGGAUCUGCUCAACACGUUCUUGCCUUUUGGAUGCGUCAUUAGUGCUCAGAAAACAGUGAAAGAUGGACUCGUGUGGGGCAGGGUGACUUAUUCUAAUGCUCAUGAUGCUGCCAUGGCCGUAAUGAAACUGCAAGGGGCCGAAGGAUUCAUUGUGAGUCUGUUACACCACAGAGAGGCCCACAAGCAUGAAAGAUCGGAGAGAGCCAGUGACAGACCACCCUGUGUCCAACAGGACAGGUUUAGUAACAUGACACAACAGAGGAUACCCAGUCUGCUGGGCAAUCCACCAGUUUACGACCAGGAUGUGUGUCUUCAUAUUCAGAACUUGCCCGUACAUUUCCGUCAAAGGCAAGAGGUGCUCAGCCUCCUCCCUCCGUGCACGACCAAUGUGAAGGUGGAGCAGAAAGGAGCCCUAGUGACACUUCCUGACUGCUUCACUGCCUUGUGGCUCAUGGAUUUUUUAAACAACUUCUACACUGGCUCCAAACGCCUCUAUGUUUCCUUUGCCAAUAAAGGACGAGGGAUGCACCCCAGAGAGAGGAGAGCCCUGGGACAACGCCAUCAAUGGCACCAAGAGUCAAACUCUUUUUGAGUGAACUGAGCUAAAUUCAUUGAAAACACACAAGGUGCUGUGAAGAGUUAAACUUCAGUAACAACUCAUGGACCCUAGAAGACGUUGCUAGAGAGAGGACUCCAAUCAUGAAAACACAGUUUAGGAGCAGCCAGACAGAGUAAGA